Molecule: messenger RNA, 621 nt
Organism: Sorex araneus (European shrew)
Lineage: Eukaryota; Metazoa; Chordata; Mammalia; Eulipotyphla; Soricidae
Product: CMRF35-like molecule 5
Exons: 4
Coding region: 1-621 (206 amino acids)
Cellular component (GO): plasma membrane
Molecular function (GO): transmembrane signaling receptor activity
Source: RefSeq, a predicted model, not a curated record
AUGCACGUGCAUUUGUCUCCAGGCUCAGCUGAUCUCGGGGAACCCAGAGAAUUUGUCGGUCAAGCUGGAGGCUCCUUGGACGUGAUCUGUGACUAUAACAUCGAGUAUAAGUGGCACCGGAAGUGUUGGUGCCGAUACGUGCCCCAGAGCAUCCGUUGGAACCGUCUAGAAACCACUGAAGCAGAACAGGUGAUGAGGAGUGACCAGGUGACCAUCAGGGAUGACCAGAGUCAGAACAGGCUCACCUUGACCAUGAAGCAGCUCAGGGAUGAUGACACAGGCACAUACUUGUGUGGGAUUCAGGCGGAUACAUUUUCUCUGGUGUUCCCCAUCAGAGUGACCAUCAGCCCAGCUCCGACAUCAGCUCUGACCACCACCUCAAUGUCCACCACGACCACCGUGACUACCGACACACCCACGACAACGGCCACCACAGAAGAGAUCACAGACGCCCUGAGUGUGACCAGAACCCUCUCCAACACCACGUCCCUGCUCAGCAUCAUCCACUUCCUGCUCCCGGCCUUCCUAAAGGUUCUCCUGCUGCUGGUCCUGAUGGGGGCCAUCGCUCAGCUGCUCUCAGGGGACCCCAAGAAGUUGUUGGUGAAGCUGGAAGAUCCUUGA